Triplophysa rosa is the source of this 2643-nucleotide messenger RNA. RefSeq names its product GATA binding protein 1a (gene gata1a). The coding region runs from base 138 to 1388 and encodes 416 amino acids. Gene Ontology annotation, biological process: negative regulation of transcription by RNA polymerase II; positive regulation of transcription by RNA polymerase II; cell fate commitment. The record is from RefSeq and is a predicted model, not a curated record. Gene Ontology annotation, cellular component: nucleus. Lineage: Eukaryota; Metazoa; Chordata; Actinopteri; Cypriniformes; Nemacheilidae. The transcript has 6 exons. Gene Ontology annotation, molecular function: RNA polymerase II cis-regulatory region sequence-specific DNA binding; zinc ion binding; DNA-binding transcription factor activity, RNA polymerase II-specific.
UGAAAGAGAUAGGCAAGUGAAGAGAGCACCAGUGCACAGCCUAAUUUUCCAGUAGACUUCCAUGACCUCUGCUGUGGUGUGGACACUGUAACAGAUCUACUCAUCUGCUAAACAACCUAAUACAUCAUCUGCUGGAGAUGGAGAAUUCACCUGAGCAGUCUCGAUGGGUUUCCCCCAACCUGGUUAGUCCUGACCCAUUAGCAAGUUACACCACAGAACCCGGACUGCUGCCACCCGGUGAAGACGAUGAGCCUUUCUACACAAACUCAGAGACUGACUUAAUUUCGUCAUAUUAUUCCACCAGCGGCCAGAACCGAGCCUCGUCGUCCUAUAGACACAGCCCAGUUCGCCAGGUCUACUCUUCUCCAUCAGUUCUGGGAAACAUCCCGUGGCUGGACAAUACUGCAGGUCACUCUCUGAAUUCUACCUACAACCCCACAUCUACUGUCUGGACAAGUAGCCCUUUCUCAAAGACCCCUCUUCACCCCCACACCUCCCCAUCCAUGUACCCUAGCAGCACCACCUCCUCUUUCACCACUCCCAAAGAGGGUUUCACCUCACCGAGUUAUGACGGGAAGGACAGUCCCAGACUCCAGGAAGUCCUGAAAGCUGAGAGAUUGAGUCCCAUGGGGGGUGGGAGCAGCUUUCUCAAUCUGACCUCACCUGCCGGGGGAGUGUACGGUCCUUCUCCGCACAUGCUAGGUCCUUAUGGAUCAUAUAUGGCCACAUCGCAAGACUACACUUCAGCUGCACUCUAUUCUACUGCGGGACCCUGGAUGAACCCAUCCUACUCACCCAAACUUUGCAACAAGAUGAGACUAUCACCACCAGAGGCACGUGAAUGUGUCAACUGUGGAGCAACUGCCACCCCUCUAUGGCGUCGAGAUGGAACAGGCCACUACCUCUGCAACGCUUGCGGACUGUACCAUAAGAUGAAAGGCCAGAACAGACCACUCAUCAGACCAAAAAAGAGACUGAUUGUAAGCAAGCGUGCUGGAACACAGUGUGCCAACUGCCACACAAGCACUACAACACUAUGGAGACGCAAUGCCAACGGUGAGCCUGUGUGUAACGCCUGUGGCCUUUACUUUAAACUGCACAAUGUCAACAGGCCUUUAACUAUGAAAAAGGAUGGAAUACAGACACGCAAUCGCAAGGUGUCUAACAGAAACAAGAAGGGGAAAAAAGGUGGAGCUCCGGAGGUUUACCCUGCUAUGACACACAUUGCCCCUCAUAAUGAGCAUGGAGGACCCUACUCUUUAAACCCCGGAUCCCUUCUGUCCUACAGCCACACCCCUCACUUACUACCCCCCUCCAACCUCCACUCCUCCCCGAGUCUGUCUUACACCCACCACCCAAACACUGGCAUGGUGCCCACAUUACUGUGAGGGAAACUUCAACUGGACCGUAAGGAGGCAUGUACAUUACAUUGUACAUAAAGCUUGCGUAAACGCGUGUUUUGUGACUACCUUUCACAUUUUUAAAUGAAGAGAGAAUGUGGUCCACAAUAGCAGUCUAUAACAGCUUGUCAGGGAUUUUAAACCUGUAAUGGAGUUUGAAUAGUUCAAAGGGAAAACAUUGAAGCUAAAGACAAAUGUGAAUAUUUAUGAUUGUGAGGCUUAUUGUAUUUGUAUUCUGAGACAUUAAAUAAAUGUGAAUGAAUGCAAAAAAUGCAUUGAUAAAAUAAUACGAUACAGUUUCCCAACCCUGUUUUGGAAUCAGUUAUGUGAUAUAUAACAUCACACAAACAAUGUUCGGUUCAUGCACAAAGGUCCACUAAACGGUAACCUCUUUCAGCGUUGUAAUGGUAUUUAAAUUUUCAGAACCGUUUCAGACCUUGUGGUUUACAGCACACUACUUGAGGUCACGUUGGUUAUAGAAUAAUAGUGUCAUUGUCCAUUCAUUCUCUCUGCAGAGACUUUGACAAUUGAUCUGCGUUUGAAGCAUGAACAUGCAAAUUAAACACUUUCCAUAAAGCGAGCAGAGUUCGACAAAACACUUAACCAAAGUUCAAUAUGUGCCUAAAUUUAACUCACACGGAAAAACUGUUAUAUCUGUGUACAUAACACAGACACACCCCAUGCUCGGAUGCUGGCAAAAUAGCUGCACCUGCACUAAACGUCUCCCGCAGACAACAUAACAACGAGGUGCUGAAUAACUAUGAGUCUAUAAAAAGGUAUCAAAGAUUUUUGUGAAAUUGCUCUAACUUGUGUCUAGUCAUUGCACUGAAUGCAGCAGAAGUGUCACCACCUAAAAGUGCUUUAGCGGUUUCAUUUUUGCAAGCUUAAGGUGUUAGAACAAUUUAGUUUAGAAUGCUGUGAAAGUUAUGUUAUCAUGCUGACAACAUUUUCAACAAUGAUUCCUCCCACAUUUGUCUCACAUAAAUAAAAAUGUAUUUCAACAGCUGCAAUUUCUGUUCCCCAGGAAGGCCUUGAAAUAAAUAGUAUGGAGGUCUUCCAGAAAUACAUUGUUAUUUGCAUGUUUGUAUAUUCUGGCCAAAUAUCCUUGCAUGAUUGAUCAUAAGUCAUGUGCAAGAGUGAAGAACAGAUGAAUUCUCACAAACACCAUGAACAUCUGGGGACACCACCUACAGUAAUCCUACCUGCUGGCGUGCAACUGGCACAUUGUAUUUUAAAGUCACAG